This is a messenger RNA of Endocarpon pusillum Z07020, 1182 nucleotides long. RefSeq lists its product as uncharacterized. Gene Ontology annotation, molecular function: four-way junction DNA binding. Gene Ontology annotation, cellular component: centrosome; Rad51B-Rad51C-Rad51D-XRCC2 complex; replication fork. The transcript has 2 exons. Gene Ontology annotation, biological process: DNA strand invasion; double-strand break repair via homologous recombination. The record is from RefSeq and is a predicted model, not a curated record. Bases 1 to 1182 code for a protein of 393 amino acids. NCBI's taxonomy places the organism in Eukaryota, Fungi, Ascomycota, Eurotiomycetes, Verrucariales, Verrucariaceae.
AUGUCUGCGGAAGCGGAGGGUGCGAGACUGCUGGCUGGGGUGGGAGAGGAGGGUCUUGAUGAGUUUCUAUCUGAGCUACGCCAUCUUCUGUAUCCUCCUAAGCCGAAGCUAGGCAUCCCGCCUCUCGAUCGCUUGCUCGAGGUGUUCUGUGCUCCGGCGCAGCGUCUCGCAGCGCCUCGUUGCUCAUCUCCUCACCAUGAGGAUGAUGUCGAUAGGCAUGGACAAGACGAGGAUCCGGCAACACAUUCGACUUUUUUGAACAGUCAAGCCUCCAGAUGGAUGCCCGUAAUCAUCGAGUUGACAUCCUCGCUACCUGCCUCCGGUAAAACUAAUCUGCUCUACUGGAUUACGGCGCUUGCUGUUCUUCCUAGCAAUCAUGGUGGUCAGGGCACAGCCGUGGUUUGGUUUGAUAACGAUGGACGAUUCUCCGCAGCGAGAUUACGAGAGGUGGUAGUUGGCACCGUCCCCUCUCCUACUGCCAAUGAGGGUUCUAUAGGAGGCGAGGACGAUAGAGAAAGCCUCGUCCUGGAUGCCUUAAAUCAUGUCCAUGUUUUCCGGCCACAGUCUUCACGACAUUUAAUUGAGACUUUGGACUCCUUGCCAUCCUAUCUACUUGAUGCUACAGCUCACCAAUCGAUGAGUAGACGGCUUGGUCUCCUAGUCUUGGACUCAGCAAGCGCGUUCUACUGGCAAGAUCGAUAUGACUCAGAGACUGCUCGCUUUCAGCAUCCAGAUCAGCCUAGAGACAAGCCUUCACGAACAGCCGAAGUUAUCACGAAACUGAGGGAUUUGCAGAAGGAAUUUGAUUGUGCUAUCGCAUAUUCUACCUCAUCAGCGUUCACUACCAUGACUAAACCUGCUCUGCUCUCGACCUCAGAUCCUGCCGCGCCACAAGAAUCGUGGUCUGCUAGUGCGUGGACUAGGUUUGCGAACCUGACCCUAAAUCUGUCGAGGGUGAUUGUGCCGCGCUUCCCAUCGCAUAUGUCCUUGAAAGAAUGCUUGAGAAACCAGGAGAAGAGGCAAGAUGCGGUUGCGAUGGUGAAAUUCUUGGCCGAGGUUGAUCGGCAUGGAAGUGAAACAUGGACGGCCGGUGUGAAGGAAGAAUGGAAGAAGAUGGAAGCUGCAAGUAGUUUCCGAUUCGGCUUUGACACAGCCGUCCCGGUAGAAUCAGUAAGGAUGUAA